Molecule: messenger RNA, 5032 nt
Organism: Hipposideros armiger (great roundleaf bat)
Lineage: Eukaryota; Metazoa; Chordata; Mammalia; Chiroptera; Hipposideridae
Gene: CMTM3
Product: CKLF like MARVEL transmembrane domain containing 3
Exons: 5
Coding region: 136-684 (182 amino acids)
Cellular component (GO): membrane
Source: RefSeq, a predicted model, not a curated record
GGGCAGCGAGGGGAUGCACCCCAGCGCGGAGCUCGCUGGCCUCUUCUCUCCUUCCGCACAGUCUGGGUUUCCGCUUCCCUCCCGAGUGCCGGGGGAGAGGGAGCGAGGCCAAGCCUCGUCCGUGCCGCCGUCGCCAUGUGGCCCCCAGACCCGGACCCCGACCUGGACCCCGACCCCGCCGGCCGCUCCCCGCCGGGCGCGCCCGUCCCGGGGCUCCGCGCCCUCUUGCCCGCGCGCGCCUUCCUCUGCUCGCUCAAAGGCCGCCUCCUGCUGGCGGAGUCGGGUCUCUCCUUCAUCACCUUUGUCUGCUAUGUGGCGUCCUCAGCAUCUGCCUUCCUCACAGCGCCCCUGCUGGAGUUCCUGCUGGCCCUCUUCUUCCUCUUUGCUGAUGCCAUGCAGCUGAAUGACAAGUGGCAGGGAUUGUGCUGGCCCAUGAUGGACUUCCUACGCUGUGUCACAGCGGCCCUCAUCUACUUUGCCAUCUCCAUCACAGCUGUCGCCAAAUACUCAGAUGGGGCUUCCAAAGCAGCUGGGGUGUUUGGCUUCUUUGCCACCAUUGUGUUUGCCAUCGACUUCUACCUGAUCUUUAACGACGUGGCCAAAUUCCUCAAACAAGGGGACUCUGCAGACGAGACCACAGCCAACAAGGAGGAAGAAGAGAAUUCCGACUCCGACUCCGACUAAAGGCCUGCCCUGCCCUGGCAACCUGAGCCACGCGGGCCUUCACUCCUGCACUUCUGACCCGCUGGCCGGAGCUUGGCCAGGAGACAGGGUGUGUUGGGAGGGAGGCUGUGACUUCUCAAGCAGCAGCGGGAGUUGCUGAUAGAGCGGGCCUCCUCACAGCCCCAAGGUGAUGUUCCUGAGCCCAGCACACAAGAUGACGCCCUUUGGCUUAGCCUAUCUAACCACUGCACGGGAGGGCAUUGUGAAUAUUCCGCCACUCCUCCACAUUUCUGUCCCACAGACCUUAAGUCCUUUAACCUCUCUGCCAAAAAUAAGCACAAAGGACAAAGCAGAUAGAGCCUUGCUACCCCCAACACAGGAAGCAUCUCAUGGCGGGUGGGGGGAGACAGGAUGGGACAACGGACAAGUAAGACAGAAACCACCAACCACCAUGGAGCCAACCCGCCAGGCCCCAGUGGCUUUUGUCUGCAUUGGUGCCCCUGCUCGCGCCAGACACUUUUGUCAAGAGGGAUCCUUCCAAGAUUCUUUGGUUCAGGGAACCCCAGUUCCCUCUUCAUCCUUGAAGCAGGGAGAAAACUGACCUUUGCCCUGUCAUCUAGGAGAAAGUGGGUCUCGGUGCCCACAGCUGACACCUCACACCCCUGGAGACCAUGUCUUCUCCAGGUGACAUAACUACUCUGGGUCUAAGACUUUCAAAGAAAAGCUCAUAGAGUAGCUUACCAGGUCCAAAAGAUUGGGGUACCAAACAAUGAAAUAGCAUUGACAGCAUCCUGGGUAGCUGGGCAGGCCCAGCCAAACCCUCUCUUUCCCUGGGGGCCCACCAGCAGGCGACAGGCUCUUGGGCACUCAGGACAAUGUGCUUUGAGACACCAGAGCCGGUCUUCUGACCACCUCAUGAGAGGUGAAACAUGCUUUCUGUGUCCCCUAAGGACCUAAUGCUGUGUAUAUAUAUAUAUAUAUCUUCAAUAGGAUUUUUGUAACUUUAUAUAAUUUUUUUACAUAAAAGCUACUUCUUAAAUAGCAUUUCCUGUGUCCCAAGAGGCCUCAUGAAUGAGCCAGAGUUCUGGACCCCUUUUUGAGCAUUUGUGUAACUUUUGUUCUCUUGCAUGUGAAUCUUCUACCCUGAAAAACAACCAUAAUGGAUUAAAUCAAACUGACCACCUGCUUGGAGUACGUGUUUGAAAACAACCUCACACCACCCAGAGCAAUGCUGUCGGGUAUCAUGCUUCCGCACAGACUGCUCGCAUACAUGGUGUGAAUCCUGACAGCUCCAGGCAUCGGCAACAAUCCAUGCGCACUUGCUCCAUGCCAGGCACCCCACUAAGCGUCUCAUGCACGUGUUAUUUAUCCCUCACAGAAACCUGUUUUACAGUCCAGAAAACGGACAGGUUUGGUAACUUUCCCAGGUCACCACAGGUCCUUUGAGGAGGCUCAGGGCCCUCUCACAUGUCAGGAUGACAUCCCCCAGCACCUAUCAGGCAGCUAGACCCUGGAGCUGUCAGGGUUGGAAACUGGUUGCACACGGGACCUCGGACGUGGAUCCUGGCAGGAGCCUGCGUCAGGGUUUUAGCCCAGGCCAAUGGGAAGAAGUGAGGCCUUCUGCUUCAAUUUACACACACAUUCUGAAAAUAUCUAUGAAAGUUGUACGUGCAGAAGCUGAGGGGCACAUGGUGGCUGUUUCUGCUCCAGCUUAGCCCAGCAAAGCCAGCCAAGCUGCCUGUCGACACCUAUACAUACCACAGAGGCCUCGUCCCGCGAGUGGUGGCCGUGUUCAACCUCCACGUAACAGGCCCGUUUCAGGAACAGGGGCCCACAGCUUUCUCAGGGGCAGAAGGGAAGUCAGAGCGGAGAAAGACAAUACCAUUUUUACAUGUCCAUUUAUUAAACAAGAACUCCUUCAUGACAAUUUAAUACAAUAGUAGCGAUUAGUGUUGAGAAAAUCAUUUCCCUCUACAUACAAAAAUACAGAUUUGAACACUAUGAAAACGAUCAGGACAAGUACCAUGAAAAAUUGGUCCUUUAAAAGAAAUAAAGGGGGGAAACUGAGGGCAAUGUGAGGCUUUGCUGUCAGGGACAAAUCAACAAAAGCAAAGGCUUUGGGGCCCCAAAAUCACUCCCAAUGGCCAGUCAAGCCUGAGAGCCGGCAGAGCCCGGAAUGCCCACCCCGGGGCACCCAUGUCGGUGUGAGAAGCCAUGGUGGGGGCUCUGACCAGCCAACAGCAUAAACCAAAGCUUUCCCAAUGGGCAUCCCCUCAGCUGUAUCUAAACUGUUAAAGGAAACAGACUUUUACGAAGCAAAGUGUAAUCGUUAUUUAAAUUAACAUUAUCCUUAAAAGUACCACCGGACCAAGUACCGAUCAGUAAUCAUUAGAGUUAUUAGCCACCUGACUUGACUUCUUUUGUUAGAAAAUAAUUACAUAUUCUGACCCUUCAAAAAGGACAAAAAAGCUACAAUUUCAUGUUUUAAUAAAUCCAUUCCUUCAUUUUGCAAUGGCGCAGCUAGUUUCCUCAAGAUUUUUCUUGACCAGACAGAACUCAUGGCCUGCAGGGGCAGGAGAGCAAAAGGAGCAGCGAGAGUGUUCUCUGUCUUGAUUUCGGCAAGCUCCUCAUAGCAGGGGGUCUGUUUCGUUCAGGCUGAAAACCAGAAAAGGCCACCGGGCCUACCCAGGGCAUCCACAAGUCAAUGUGCGAUCCGAGUGGAACUGGAGAGCAAGUGGAAGGUGAGCCCAGACCAGUGGAACACCCGCAACCCCCGGACCCAGGCAGCAGAGCUGGAGGGGUGGCCUGAGCGUAUCCUGGAAGACAGCAGACCAGGGAACACCCUCAAUGCCCUUUUCACUGUUUUAGACCCAGAGAAGGGAAGUCAGAGCACCAAGGAUGUUCUGUUCUUUUUGUUGUUGUUGUUCUUUUUUAAUGGAACCACUUUCCGCUUACUGUCUAAAGUGAGCAGUGGCUCUCCAAGCUGAACAAGUGGUUUAAAAAUGCCAAAUGCAGUUAUACUGAUUAAUAAUUAUUUCACAGAAAUAUACUCUUCCUCUCAGACUGUUUAAAUAAGCAGAAACAAGAUGUGGAGGGAGAAAGCAGCAGAAAGGAGACAGGAAUAACCAGGGGUGGUUUCUGUUUUUUAAAAUACAUAUGAAGCUUAAAGGGAAAAUGAACAACCUCAAAACCAGCAUUGCUAAAAGCAAUAUUAAAAGGACACAAUCUAAAAUCAUGCUACAAAAAUAGUGUUAUCUGGUUUAACUAAAUGUACAUCUUUUUUUCAAUUCCAUGAUUGACAAGAGUGUUUAUGUGACUGACACACAGAAGGCACCAAAGGUGAAGUGAUUAUUAUUUGUCUUAAAAUAUACAAAGACAGAAAUACCUACUUUUGGGGAAAAAUAGUCAUACGUGUAAUAAAUAGUUUAGUGUUCUUGCCAUGGGUUCCUGAACCCCUACAAAUUUCAACAUAUACAAAUAGUUUCAAUCUCCAGCAUUCUCUUAGAGGGAACCACCUCAAAAUCAAGUUAAAGCACUGGCUUUAUCUAUAUAUAUCAUUUCACCAUGAGGCAGGAUUUGAAAACUCAUUUUUAAAUGUGUUACAGAAUGAAAGCGUUGGAAGCCGGUGGCCCCUCUGCGGGCCUGGGCCAGCUUGGGGCGGCUGUCCAGGCAUCCUGCCCUCACCUUCCCUCAGCCCUUGGACCAGCCAGCUCUCUCUUCAAGCCCCAAAUGUUUGCCUUCCUCACGACUGCAGAGAGGGGGACAGAGUCUUGAAAGCUGUCGAUUCUGGAAAAGGCAGGAAAGCAAAAUGACCCACGGAGGGAAGCAGCCAUCAGUCACACCUGGCCCUGCCUGGCAUGGGCACCAGCUCUCCCCACCGUCCUCAUUUCCUGACGGUCCCUUCAGGCAGCUUGCCUGAUAAAAGGAGACUCAGAUUUGAUAGUUUCAGAUUAUUACUGAAUCCCAUACAAACCAUUAUCAGAAUCAAUUGUGUCACACCAUCUCUCCUCUGCAGCACAAUUAUGAAAAGAAACUCUGGGCCUCGCCCUUAUCCCAUCAACAAAGCUGAUUAAGGUCAUUUGAGACAAGUUCCUCCUCUCAAUGAGAACCAUAGAAGUUGUGAUAGCUCAUUAGAGUCCAGGCUAUUAACCCCUUAAUGAAGGCUCUCCACCUUUGUGUAUAAUGCAUCCCCAACCACACCAGGGAGUCUAGAUAGCAAGUCACCUGAAUUUAAAGUCUUGGCAUUAAAAAUGUAGACAACAAACUAACCCUAAGAAAAAGAUAUAUUAAUGAAGGACCCAUAAUCUAAACUUUAUUCUAGGCAAUUCUUCUAGAUCUAACAGAUAUUGAAGGUAUUUUAUUUCAGAAA